This is a messenger RNA of Microplitis mediator, 2056 nucleotides long. RefSeq names its product sedoheptulokinase-like. The record is from RefSeq and is a predicted model, not a curated record. The transcript has 8 exons. NCBI's taxonomy places the organism in Eukaryota, Metazoa, Arthropoda, Insecta, Hymenoptera, Braconidae. Bases 544 to 1935 code for a protein of 463 amino acids. Gene Ontology annotation, biological process: carbohydrate metabolic process. Gene Ontology annotation, molecular function: sedoheptulokinase activity. Gene Ontology annotation, cellular component: cytosol.
UAGAGCACAUGUUAUAUAACAUAUUUGAUGACACAUAUAGUAAACAGUCUUUUAUAUUCUCAUUGUGCUUCGAUAAAUGGAGCGAGACAGUUACGAAGAAUAGUUUGAUGUUACGUAUACACACAUAAUAUAUAUACACAACAUGAGAAGAGUACUUGAGUGAAUUUUAUCUCUAUAUUGCAUCCGAUAAAAGCCAUAUUCUAAAUAAAAGAGUAGCUAAAAUAUGUACCCACUACUCCGUUCAAUUCCUUUCUUCAAUAAAUCCCGUGUUGUACCAGUAGUCUAUUCUGAGUUGCAGAGUCUCCAUCAUUCCGCGUCAAUAGAAUAAUAAGACUCAUUAGCAUUAGCGAUUCAACGGCAACGAUAACGAGACGAGUGGACUAGACGUUAACGUGGGUUGUGCUGAGCUGCAUAGUAUUGCACUUUGUCCAUUCAAUUUAUUUUGUUGGACUGUAGUAUAGUUGUAAAAAAAUUUUACUUCUGCCGCGUACUGAGUCGCGGAUUGAUUGAUAAUUAAGUACGAGCUGACACGGGAUACUCGCGAUGCCGCGGUCGAGUAAAUUGGUACUGGGAAUCGACUUAGGAACGACUUCUGUUAAAGUUAUAAUAUUAUCUCCGGAAACAAAACAGAUAGUCGCUAAUCAGUCGAAAGAAACCCAGGCAAAUGUGCCAAGUGAUCUAGGAAUCGAAGGUAAUAAGCAGGAUGUGCCAAAAAUAUUGUCGGCUGUACAUAAUUGUGUGUCCAGAUUACCCAAAGAUUUAUUGAGACAGGUAAAAAGUAUUGGAAUAUGUGGGCAAAUGCAUGGAGUUGCAUUAUGGAAAACAACCGGAUCACCUGAAAAAGAGGAUGGAACUUUCAAACUAGAGAUAGAUCGUCAGAGUGUAUCGCAUUUGUAUACAUGGCAAGACGGACGAUGUGAUAAAAAUUUUUUGAACACUUUACCGCAAUCUAAAAGCCAUUUGCCAGUGCAUACGGGCUUCGGAUGUGCCACUUUAUUCUGGUUUGCUCGUAACAAACCAGAAAAGUUGCUGAAGUACGACAGGUGCGGGACCGUGCAAGAUUUGCUGGUAAAUUUAUUGACUGGAAGCGAUGAGAUUGUUAUGAGUACACAGAAUGCCGCUAGCUGGGGAUAUUUUUUGACUGAAGAAGCCCAAUGGGAGACGGAGCUAAUGGCCAGUGAUAAUUUUCCAGUUAGAUUAUUACCCAAGAGGAUUUUAAAACCUGGACAAGUUGCUGGGAAAUUAAUCUACCCUUGGUUUGGAAUUCCCGCUGGUGUUCCUAUUGGUGUAGCUCUCGGUGAUCUUCAAUGCUCAGUCCUUGCACUGCUAAAGCAAACUGACGAAGCAGUAUUAAAUAUAUCAACAUCUGCCCAGCUUACAUACGUCCACCCUUCAUUCAAUCCGAAAGAUUUUACUGAAUCAGGUAGCAUCGAAUACUUUCCAUACUUCAAUGACAAAUAUUUAGCAGUCGCUGCUUCAUUAAACGGCGGGAAUACACUCGCAACUUUUGUUAAAACUUUACAGCAAUGGGCAAUGGAUCUAGGAUUUUCUGUCCCUCAGUCAAAAGUUUGGGAUAAAUUAAUAGCGUUGGGUCAAGAAGACUCGGCCAUAAGUACAAUGGAAAUAGAGCCACUUCUUUUAGGAGAACGUUACGCUCCAGAUAAAACGGCGAGUGUCACUGGAAUAACAUUGGAUACUCUUAAUCUAGGAAGUGUUUUCCGUUCACUUUGCUCUGGAGUUAUUCAUAAUCUUCAUAAUAUGAUGUCACAGGACUUAUUGAAAGAAAAAGGUAUAAAACGUAUCGUAGGAAAUGGAUCUGGAUUAGUACGUAAUCCAGUGUUACAAAAAGAAGUUAUAAAUUGGUAUAAAUUACCCUUAGAAUUAGGACACUCUGGAGAUGCAGCAUUCGGUGCAGCUCUUGCGGCUCUCACUUAAACUCUUAACUUUAAAUCGUUAAUUAAUUUACAAGCAUUAAUGUACAUUUGGACUGACCAAUAAUUCAUCAAAACCAAUAAUAUAAAUAAACAGUUCAAUAAUAAUAAUAAUAAUAAUAAUA